Messenger RNA from Panicum hallii, 1641 nucleotides. RefSeq lists its product as uncharacterized. The record is from RefSeq and is a predicted model, not a curated record. Gene Ontology annotation, molecular function: RNA polymerase II cis-regulatory region sequence-specific DNA binding; DNA-binding transcription factor activity, RNA polymerase II-specific. The coding region runs from base 250 to 1641 and encodes 463 amino acids. The transcript is spliced from 3 exons. Gene Ontology annotation, biological process: regulation of DNA-templated transcription. NCBI's taxonomy places the organism in Eukaryota, Viridiplantae, Streptophyta, Magnoliopsida, Poales, Poaceae. Gene Ontology annotation, cellular component: nucleus.
UAUAUUGUCACAUAUGCCAUUCUUAGUACAUCAAGUGUAAAAUAAAAAAAUAAACAUGAAAAAGGGGCCUUUUUAGGUAAAGAAUGAGUUGGAAGGUUAUUCGCUAGCGUAAGUAUUGUCCACUGGAUUCUCAUGGUGCCAACGGUCAAGAUGAUGAAGUCGAUCUAUAUAACGCCUUUCCUACCUCCUUGAGGUAUCCCUUGGAUCUCUUGCCCUCUUUAUAGACUACGCAAUCCUUUCAAGCUAACAAUGGUGUUUCGAUUUGGGGAUAGAUCUAUGUUCCGCGAGCCGGUGCCGACAGAAAGAACAACUCCAUCAACGAGAAUCGGGGCCACAAGCCGGUCCUUGCUUCGGGAGCUCAUCACCGGCACUCUCCCAGGCCCGGAUCUGUACAUCCCCGAAGAGAAUCAAGGCGGCGACAUGUAUGGUACAUCUCCUUAUCCUCUGAUUGCAACCGGUGAUGUCCAUCUUCAUGGGUCAAAUCAUAUCGCGCAAGAUGGCAAGGUUCCACAACAAGAUGCUACACGAUUUAUGGGAGCGGGUUAUUUUGAUUCUGGCAAUGCUAUAUGUAGUAAUCAGGCCCUUAUGGAAAAUACCAUUCCUUCGGAGAGUUCUGCAGUGACUAUUGAUAUGGCAGCAAGCCAGGCAUAUGCCGAAGAGGAUGCUGCAACCCACAACGAGAGAGGGCUGUGGACACCUAAUGAGGAUAGUAAGCUUAGAGAGCUUGUGAAUGAGCAAGGUGAAAAGAAGUGGUCAAAAAUUGCAAAGGAUCUCCCAGGCAGGAUUGGAAAGCAAUGCAGAGAGAGAUGGCUCAACCAUUUGAAGCCUGGCAUUAAGAAGGAUACCUUCUGGACAGAAGAAGAGGACCUGAUGCUUGUAGCCUGGCACCGGAAGCUCGGCCCCAGUUGGGCUGAGAUGGCAAAGCACAUCCCUGGCCGGCCAGAGAACAGCCUCAAGAACCAUUGGAACGCGACCAGGCGCCAUGUGUGGAAGAACAGGGAGACAAUUGAGAUGGCCGUCAAGGAUGGGACCCACCCCAACGUCCUCGUGGUCUACAUGGUGCGCGAGUGCGGUGUUCUGAAGGGGGCGGGCGCCCCGGCCAGCGCCUCUGACCCGCCGGUGCCGGAUCCUGUGCCGGACGGCUGGCAGGCGGACGACAACCCCGCCGCCACGGAGCCAUCGCCGGGCUCCAACUCGCCCGACCAGUGCUGGCUGCCGAUGCUUUGCGGCGGCAUGCUGCCUCCACCGAUAAUGGAGGCGCCAGCGCCACUGCCAGACCACAACAACGUCGAGAGCUGCGUGUAUGCUACGUACGACGCCGACGGCUACGUGCGCUACGUGCACCUGCAGCCGACGCCGGGGCACGACGGCUACGCUCCGGCCAACCAGGUCGCCGCCGCCGCCGAGGCUGCCGGAUACUACAACCCCCUGACAUUCCCGUACAACCCGUUCGCUGGGCAGCAAGUGUACGCCCCGGAGGACGGGACGAGCCACUACUACAGCAACAGCGGCGCUGGCGGUGACGAGGCGCACGGCAACGCUGGCUCUGUUUCCGCGGCCCCGGAGCUGGCCGGCAUGCCAUUCAGCGGCAACGCACCAGCUGCCCAGCAUAACCAGCGUGGCCGCGGCGGCGCCAUUUGA